Gekko japonicus is the source of this 936-nucleotide messenger RNA. RefSeq names its product olfactory receptor 13H1-like. The coding region runs from base 1 to 936 and encodes 311 amino acids. The record is from RefSeq and is a predicted model, not a curated record. The transcript has a single exon. Gene Ontology annotation, cellular component: membrane. Gene Ontology annotation, biological process: G protein-coupled receptor signaling pathway. Gene Ontology annotation, molecular function: olfactory receptor activity; G protein-coupled receptor activity. Lineage: Eukaryota; Metazoa; Chordata; Lepidosauria; Squamata; Gekkonidae.
AUGGCAGAACUAGGAGGACUGAAUGAUACUGAAGUAACUGAAUUUGUCCUCAUUGGUUUCUCUGGGAAACCCAAGACCAGGAUGGGUUUAAUCGGCUUUAUGGCAAUUGUCUAUUUGGUGACUGUAAUAGGAAAUGGAGUCAUUGUGUUGGUGGUCAUAAUUGAGACCCAGCUCCACAACCCAAUGUACUUUUUCCUUUGCAACCUAUCCAUACUUGAUAUCUGUUUUUCUACAUCUUCAGUCCCACAAGCUAUCAUCAAUGCUUUGGUGGAUAGGCCUGUCAUGUCCUUUUCCAUGUGUUACACUCAAAUGUAUGUUGGUGUCUAUUUUGGGACAACUGAAUGUUUCCUGCUAGCUGUCAUGGCUUAUGAUAGAUAUGUUGCUAUCUCCAAUCCCCUGCGUUAUAUGAUCAUCAUGAACUGGAAUGUUUGCAUUAUACUGGCUGUUUUCGCAUGGGCAGUUGCCUUCACAUUAUCCAUUCUUCCUGGCAUUGCUAAUCCAGUACGCUUCUGUGGUCACAAUGAGGUGGAUAAUUUAACAUGUGAGGUCACUGCUCUCAUGAGAUUGGUUUGCUCAGAUACCUCUGUGAAUCAACUGGUUAUGUAUUUUACCAGUAGUUUUAGCCUAGUUUUCCCUUUCUGUUUUAUCCUCUUUUCCUACAUGCGUAUUAUAGUGGCCAUUCUGAGAAUCCAUUCAUCCAGUAGUAGAAUGAAAGCCUUCUCAACCUGUGGGUCUCACUUGGCUGUAGUCUGCCUCUAUUAUGGAACUUGCAUAUUCUCAUACUUAAAACCUCAGCCUAAGGUUAGGCAUGAGAGAGACAAAAUUAUCUCUGCGUUUUAUGGAAUAGUAACACCCAUGUUGAAUCCUUUAAUCUAUACACUGCGAAAUCAGGAUGUGAUAGGAGCACUUAAAAGACUUGGGGAUAAGAAAGUUUGA